AUGAGCAACUACAUCGUACUAUCGGAUCAUGGCAAAAAUGCACAGCAGGAUGGUAUGGCUAAAGAUCUCUAUGAAAUUGAAGAGGCGCGAGCCAAAGCCGCAUCGCAAAGGAAAAGAAGGGGUCAUAUCAUCAUCAAAAGCAAAGAAGAAAUUGCAAUGAGAAACCCCCAGCGCUACGCAACGCCACAAACCGGCAACAAGAUUGAGAUUGGAAACACCACAAGCGCCGCCGCUUAA
Penicillium antarcticum is the source of this 237-nucleotide messenger RNA. RefSeq lists its product as uncharacterized. The record is from RefSeq and is a predicted model, not a curated record. The coding region runs from base 1 to 237 and encodes 78 amino acids. The transcript is spliced from 2 exons. NCBI's taxonomy places the organism in Eukaryota, Fungi, Ascomycota, Eurotiomycetes, Eurotiales, Aspergillaceae.